Molecule: messenger RNA, 1290 nt
Organism: Rubroshorea leprosula
Lineage: Eukaryota; Viridiplantae; Streptophyta; Magnoliopsida; Malvales; Dipterocarpaceae
Source: the annotation of a GenBank genome assembly
ACAGAUCGAUCCCCACACACCGAAGGGAUAAGCAUAUUCUCAUACGUCUUAAAAACAUCAAUUUGCUGUAUUUUUCUAAAUGCUUGAUUUUGACAUAUCCUUCAAAGGUUUUUCAUGAUGGGAAUUUCCAUGUCGAUUUCACAACAACGACAUCAUGUCCUUGCAGCCCUGGACAUUUCUCAUGGUCCAGGCAGGCUCAAGAUGGGCACUUUAACCCCCUGGCUGCCAAAGGAGAAGGUGGUGGUGGUAAUGGGGGCUACCGGAACAGGCAAGUCCCGCCUCUCCAUCGACCUCGCCACCCAGUUUCCAGUCGAGGUCAUAAACUCAGACAAAGUGCAAGUUCAUAAAGGACUAGACAUUGCGACCAAUAAAAUAACACUGGAAGAACAAAACAGAGUCCCUCACCAUUUGUUAGGAACAGUGAAUCCCAAUGCCGAUUUCACGGCAUCGGAUUUUUGCAACAUGGCGUUGAUGGCCGUGGAAUCGAUUCUGUCCCGUCGCCAGCUUCCCAUCAUUACCGGUGGCUCCAAUUCCUACAUUAAGGCUUUAAUCGACGAUGAAGACUUUCAGUUUCGAUCAAAAUAUGAAUGUUGUUUCCUCUGGGUUGACGUUGCAAUGCCGGUGCUCCAUCAGUACGUGUCGGAACGGGUUGACAGGAUGGUGAAGAAUGGGAUGGUCAACGAGGUGAGAGGGUUUUUCUCCGUCAAUGCGGAUUACAAACAGGGUAUCAGGAAAGCAAUCGGGGUACCGGAAUUCGAUACGUACUUUAGAGCCGAACCGUUUCUCAACGAAGAAAACAGGGUUAGGCUGCUGAAGAAAGCUAUCCAAGAAAUCAAGAACAACACCUGCAAAUUGGCCUGCCGGCAAUUGGAGAAGAUUCACCGAUUGAAGAACGUAUGGAACAUACACAGGCUUGAUGCCACGGAGGCUUUCCAGCUGGAAGGCAGGGAAGCUGACGAGGCAUGGAACGAACUGGUGGUCCGCCCAAGCACAGAGAUAGUGGCGCAAUUCUUGUAUAGUGGAGCCACUGAGGAGGUGCAGGCGGCUGGGUUGCCUUUUCUGCCUCCAAGAUAUCACGUUGCAUGACUUUUGGCAUGAUGCGAUGUAGUAACCUUAAAUCCAACAUACAAUAAAUUAAUUUUGAUGAAUUUUGAUUGGAAAUGAGUACAUGCUUUUAACUUAUGCGUCCUCUGUUAUAUUUUGACAAAAUAUUGUGAGUGAAUGUACACAAGGUUAGUGUUUUAUACUUUAAACUUCGUACAGACCAUUAAAUGAAAGAGUUUAUCUUAU